Molecule: messenger RNA, 549 nt
Organism: Jaculus jaculus (lesser Egyptian jerboa)
Lineage: Eukaryota; Metazoa; Chordata; Mammalia; Rodentia; Dipodidae
Gene: Npvf
Product: neuropeptide VF precursor
Exons: 2
Coding region: 1-549 (182 amino acids)
Biological process (GO): negative regulation of gonadotropin secretion; neuropeptide signaling pathway
Molecular function (GO): signaling receptor binding
Source: RefSeq, a predicted model, not a curated record
AUGGAAAUUAUUUCAUCAAAACGAUUCAUCUUGUUGACUUUAGCCACUUCAAGCUUGUUAACAUUAAAUGCUUUUUGUGCAGAUAAAUUAAUGAUACCCAAUCUUCACAGCAAAGAAAAUUAUGACAAAUAUGUGCAGCCUAGAGGAAUCCCAAAAGGGGAAAAGGAAAGAAGUAUCAAUUUUCAAGAACUAAAAGAUUGGAGACCAAAAAAUGUCAUUAAAAUGAGUGCGGCCACAGUAAACAAAAUGCCACACUCAGCAGCCAACUUGCCACUGAGAUUUGGAAGGACCACGAGAGAAGAAAAAUGCCCUGCGACAGCGGCCAACCUGCCUCUGAGAUGUGGGAGACAUGUGGAGGCAUGCAUCUUGAGCCCCAUUCCUAACCUGCCCCAAAGGUUUGGGAGAAUGACAUCAGCCAAGAGUGUCACUAGGACACUGAGCAAUCUCCUUCAACGGUCCACACAUUCCCUGGCUGCCUGCAAUGUGCUCUAUUCCAGGACCUGCCAGCGCCAAGAUGCACAGAAUCCUGAUGGGAAGUGGCCAAGGUAA